CGGCAGAGGCGGGUGGUGGGGCUGAGGGGGGAGGUGCGCGCUGCGCGCUGCUUCGGGCCCUGAGGGGUUUUUGUGGUAUUUGUCUUUUUUUUUUUUAUUUUUAAAGUGAAAUGCGGGAGGAGUGAGCGCCAUGGAGCCGUGGGGCGCCGCCGGGCGGGAGAAGUACCCGCAGUGGAUGCGUGCGCCCAGCAGCCAGGCGGGCGGCGCGGAGCAGCGCAGGAGCCUCCUGGAGGACGGGCUGCCCUUCCUGGAGUUCUGCGGCUCCAUCGUGUACAGCCACGAGGCCAGCGACUGCUCCCUGCUCUCGGAGGAUAUCAGGCAAACUUUAUCAUGUGGGGCUGCUGUUGGAUUUGAUAUUGAAUGGCCACCGUCGUACACCAAAGGAAAGAUGGCAAAAAUAGCUGUCAUACAGCUGUGUGUAACCGAGGAAAAAUGCUACUUGUUCCACGUCUCUUCCAUGUCAGGUUUUCCCAAGGGACUCAAAAGACUGCUCGAAGAUGAAACAAUUAAAAAGGUUGGCGUAGGAAUUGAGGGAGAUCAAUGGAAGCUGAUGAGUGACUUUGAAAUCAAGCUGAAGAGCUUUGUGGAGCUGGCUGACGUUGCUAAUGAGAAACUGAAGUGUAAGGAGUUAUGGAGCCUAAAUGGGCUGGUAAAACACCUUUUUGGGAAGCAGCUUCUGAAAGAUAAGACUGUCCGCUGCAGCAACUGGGAAAAGUUUCCACUCAAUGAGGAGCAGAAACUGUAUGCAGCCACAGAUGCUUACGCUGGCUUCAUCAUUUAUCAAAAACUGAAAAAUAUGAAUAGCAACGACAGGAAAUUAUUUGGAGAAAGAAGAGGUAACGUGUCAGAUGACGUGAAGGAGCACCUGGGCUCACUAGCUGAAGAGAUGGUGUACCUGGCUUCUCGGAUCCCUGAUUCAUCUGGACAACCUGGAAGCUUGCAGAGGGCUGCAGAAAUACUAGCUGACAUUUCAGAGAACAUAAAAGCCUUACGAAGCACUCUGCUUGCUGCUUCAUGUUCCCCUUCUGUACUGGAGAGGAGCUGUGGUGAAGCUCCAACAAAACUUGAAGUGGAAUCAGCAAGUGCUGAAGCACAAAAAGUUGAAAUGCGUGAACUUGCUAAAAAACUUGAAGGUGACAUCAACAUGUGCUCUGAUGCUACGCUAGCUGGCCUCUGGGAGGGAGAUAUUGAUGAAGGAGAAGCAGAGAGAGGUAACACUGCUGUGGGAGACUGGGAAGAAGCAGCUGGCUCUAAGGACAGAGCAGACAGAAAUGACUUCAUGUCACUGGACAUUACUGAGCAAGAACUUCAGAUGUUGGAACAUCAGGCUGCAGAAGAGUAUCUCAACAAUGCCAUGCCUGAGGAGGAAUGUGCCACAGAUAACAAACAUAAUAUUUCCUGUGUCAUUGAAAGCGAUGAAGAACUGGAAAUGGAGAUGCUUAAGUCUUUAGAAGAUGUAGACAAACCUAAAGAGAUUUUGACUGAAAAUGAGUCCAGCAGAGCCAGGAAAACUCCAGAUGACCCAGAAUUGAACGUUGCACCAGAUGGAGAUGAAGAUGAAGGCAUUGAAGAAGAGGAAGAGGAAUGUUGGGAUCCGUUGCUGCCCGUACCUAGUGAAAUCCAGGUCACGUGUCUGAAGACUUAUUUUGGGCAUUCUUCUUUUAAACCGGUCCAGUGGAAAGUGAUCAGUUCUGUUUUAGAAGACAAAAGAGAUAAUCUUGUUGUAAUGGCAACUGGAUAUGGGAAAAGUUUGUGCUACCAGUUUCCUCCUGUUUACACUGGAUGUACUGGAAUCGUCAUCUGUCCUCUUAUUUCCUUGAUGGAAGACCAGGUACUGCAGCUGACCAUGUCAGGGAUUCCAGCAUGCUUGCUUGGUUCGGCUCAGUCGAAAAACGUCAGAGGUGGCAUCAAAGCAGGUCAAUACAGAGUCAUAUACAUGACACCCGAGUUCUGCUCAGGGAAUUUAGACCUACUUCAGGAUCUUGACCAAACUAUUGGUAUUACCCUUAUAGCUGUUGAUGAAGCUCACUGCAUUUCUGAAUGGGGCCAUGACUUCAGAAAUUCCUUCAGAACCUUAGGCUCACUAAAGAAGACUCUGCCAAUGGUCCCCAUUGUUGCUUUAACUGCCACUGCAAGUCCCUCGAUUAGAGAAGACAUAGUGAAUUGCCUGAAUCUGAAGAAUCCCCUGGUCACAUGUACAAGCUUUGACAGACCGAACCUGUACUUAGAAGUUGGACGACAGAGUGGAAAUAUGAUUAGGGAUUUGAAGCAAUUCCUUACUAGGAAAGGAAGCAGUUCUGAGUAUGAGUUUGAAGGCCCUACCAUCAUCUACUGCCCUUCAAAAAAGACCACAGAAAAAGUUGUGUCUGAGCUGACUAAACUGAAUGUGCCCUGUGGUGCGUACCAUGCUGGAAUGGGAAUUCAAAAAAGGAGAGAGACCCACCACCAGUUCAUGCGGGAUGAAAUUCAGUGUGUUGUGGCUACAGUGGCGUUCGGAAUGGGCAUCAAUAAAGCAGAUAUCCGGAUGGUUAUUCAUUACGGUGCCCCUAAGGAAAUGGAAUCCUAUUAUCAAGAAAUUGGGAGAGCUGGUCGCGAUGGGCUUCCUGCUUCUUGUCAUGUCUUGUGGGCUGCAGCAGACUUGACUUUUAACAGACAUCUUCUAACUGAUAUACGCAGUGAAAAGUUCCGAUUGUACAAACUGAAGAUGUUGGAAAAAAUGGAGAAGUACCUUACCUCAAAUAGCUGCAGGAGGAAAAUCAUUCUGUCUCAUUUUGAAGACAAACAGCUCCGAAAGGUCUCCUCUGGCAUCAUGGGCACGGAUGACUGCUGUGAUAACUGCAGGUGCAGAACCUCCUGUCUUGUGACCCCCAGUGACUCAGAAGGAGGCUUGCAGGACUUUGGACAGCAGGCCUAUCAGCUGCUGUCUGCAGUGUGCGCCCUGGAAGAGAAGUUUGGAAUUAAAGUUCCCAUUUUGUUUCUACGAGGAUCUAGUUCGCAGCGUCUGCCAGAGAGGUACCGAAAGCAUCCUCUGUACGGUAGUGGGAAGGACUGGACAGAAAGCUGGUGGAAGUCACUCUGCCAACAGUUGAUAAUGGAAGGAUUCCUCAAAGAAGUCUCUGGGCAGAACAAGUAUAUGACCACGUGUGGGCUUACCCAGAAGGGAAGAAAUUGGCUUUUGAAAUCUGGAUCUACGUCAAAUCCAAGUCUUCUGUUACAGUCCAAUGAAGACUUAAACCUACAAAGAACUCCCAGAAGUAAAUCUUCACCUGUGGCAUCGGCGCAGGGCUCCCAAAGCACAAAAAGAACAAAGCAGUCACCAGGCAAGCAGAUGUCUUUGUAUGAAAUGUUUUCAUAUGAGAAAAAAGAUGGAAUAUCCCCAAGAAGGAAUACUGUGCUUAACAGUUUCCCAGAACACUCACCUGUGAGAUCUCCUUUGAAGUCCCGAGAACCUGUUUCAUCUCCAGAAAAAGAACUACAGACUGCUCUGUAUGGCAAGCUGUUGACUGCUAGACAGAAGGUGGCUAAUGAGAAGGCAGUUCCUCCAGCUGUCUUGGCAACCAACAAGAUCCUGGUGGAGAUGGCCCGAAUAAGGCCUACAACUGUUGAGAAUGUGAAGAGGAUUGAAGGUGUAUCUGAAGCAAAAUCAACCAUGUUGGUCCCUCUCCUGGCUGAAAUUAAGGACUUCUGCCAAGCGAAUGGUUUGCAGACGGACGCGUUCCCUACAGAUCAGAAAGAGGCAUCUCACCGGAAGCAUGCUAGAGCCCUUUCUCCCUCAGAACAUGUCACAUAUGUCUUGUUCCAAGACAAAAAUCUCUCCGUGAGGACUAUAAGUGAGACCAGAUCUCUUCCUCUUUCUGAGAUUGGCACUCACCUGCUCCAGGCAAUGAAAGCUGGCUAUCCUGUCAACCUGGAGCGAGCAGGUUUGACUCCUGAAGUUAAAAAGAUCAUUUCUGAUGUUAUCCAUAAUCCUCCUAUUGACUCAGACACCACCAAAAUUCAAGCAAUUAGAACGCUUGUUCCUGCAAAUAUUGAACUGUAUCUCAUCCAGAUGGCUAUUGCAUUAUUGGAGAAAGAGAAUGGAAAUAAGGCUCAGCGUGGUUCAGGUGCCAAAAGGGUGUUGGUAUGGUCGGAUGGGCAGCAGGAAAAAAGAGGAGCAGAUCAAGCAAGCAAGGAAGAUGCUUUGUGGAGUGAAAAAAAGGAGCAGGCCAAAAGCUGUUUGUUGCUGUUUGCAGUAGUGUUUGGCAUUUGCAUCUUCCCAAUUCACCUUUUCCUGAGCUCUGGAUAAGAGUCUUGCUCCCUUCUGAGACAGGACCAGAAAGUUCCUCCUGCAAAGUGUUGGCCUAGGAAGAGGGCUGUCUCUGUGCAUCCCAGCUGUGGUCUGCUCAAUGUCACUUCAGUUGAUCUCUUCCUGUGUGGUACUCUUAGCUCACAUCUGCUCUAGUAGGUACUGGAUGCGCAACCUGGGAAAGAUCAGAUACCCAGUGGUCCCACUGCUGUAGACUGCCACAAGUGCAGCUUAAUAAUGGCCUCAGAAUAAGGAUGAACACUUUCUGCUGUUGUUCAGCCCUUCAGAAAGUAGAUACAAAACGUUCCCUAUAUAAACAAAGGAUUUCUCAGUAGCUGGGACAGUGGAAGAAAACUGAAUUCAUAUUUCUACCUGGUAUGAGAGGCUUUGGUAAUCUUGACCCUUUAGAGACAGAGUCUACGUUCUGCUCUCACCUUGCUUAAAUGACCCAAUGAUUGAUGUGAUGUGGGAAGAGUGAUUGUUUGUCUAGAAAGCUCAAAGAUACCAGGGGAGCUGAAACAGGAAAAAGCUAAGGGCAACACCUGCCAGAGUUGUUUGACAGCCCUUCAUGGGCGCCUCUGUGUAGCUGUGAUAACAUAAAAAGUGUUGUGCCCAGUGUCUGAGUCUUUGGGAGGAGUUUUCUUUAGGAGAAGGAAAUACAGAGCUCUCUACUGCAGUUUGAGGAAGGCUAGACAAGCCUUCUAAGCCCUAGGGUGGCCUCUCAGCAUCCCCACAAGUCUCUGAAAGUCCAGCUCAGCAUCUUGUACAAAAAGCUGCCCUCCACUGAGUAGCUCAAGGUGGGAACAGUAGAAGGAAAUUCCUAACUGUAAAUCCUCUUGCUGCCUGUACUAGGAUUUCACGUCUGUUCCUUACAGGGUUUUGGGAUGCCUUCUUUAACUUGGGCUCAAAUAAUUUUUGGAGCCUUGCCAUUUUGCUGAAUUGAUUGCUUCUUGCCUUCGUGAGCACUAUUUUGUUCCUAAAAUAUUAGUGUCUGAGCCUUUUUUUCCCCUGAAAUUGAUCUGGCAGUCCAUUUGCAUUAGCUGUAACUAUACUUCAUUUUCUGUUGCUGUUGGAGCUAAUAACAGGAAUGACAUGCUAUUAGAGAUCAAAUUAAUGUACCAAUGAGUAGACUGCAAAUCUAAAUGCUAAUCAAAAUAGACUUCAUUCCCUUCUCUUACAGAAGAUAUCUGUGUUCAGACAAUAUCCUUGUUCCAAUAACUGUAGCAAACAGCUUUUAAAACUGCUAAUGGGAGACUGAGAUGUACACUUGAUGCAAAAAUCUAAGCUUUAGCUUUUUCAACCAGUGACCAAUAGGUAUUACAGAGAAAUCAGGAGUUAAUACCUCUGUGCCUUCAACCCCAUUUUCACCUAUCACCUUUGCUUGAAAACAUAUCUGAAAAUACAGUACUUGAAAUGGAAGCAAGUAUUUCAAGUCCUUGGAGCCACUGGAACAGAGGAAGAAUUCUUUUCCACUACAAAUGUCCUGGUCAAACCACAACAGGGGAAAAAAAAAAAAAAAAAAAAACACCUAAGUAAAACUUGCAGUUCCUAUAAUUGAAAUUAAUGCAUUUCACUUUUUCAAGUUUUAUUUUGGUUAAAUGGAUAAGAAAUAGUUACAGAUCUCAUUCAACAGAGGUGUUGAACUCCUGUUUAUAAUUACAGGCUAACUAAUUUCCCCCUUU
Anas platyrhynchos (mallard) is the source of this 5967-nucleotide messenger RNA. RefSeq names its product WRN RecQ like helicase (gene WRN). Gene Ontology annotation, cellular component: nucleoplasm; cytoplasm; chromosome. NCBI's taxonomy places the organism in Eukaryota, Metazoa, Chordata, Aves, Anseriformes, Anatidae. Gene Ontology annotation, biological process: telomere maintenance; DNA replication; double-strand break repair via homologous recombination. Gene Ontology annotation, molecular function: four-way junction helicase activity; 3'-5' exonuclease activity; 3'-5' DNA helicase activity. The record is from RefSeq and is a predicted model, not a curated record.